Molecule: messenger RNA, 2838 nt
Organism: Zophobas morio
Lineage: Eukaryota; Metazoa; Arthropoda; Insecta; Coleoptera; Tenebrionidae
Product: zinc finger protein 184-like
Exons: 3
Coding region: 37-1437 (466 amino acids)
Biological process (GO): regulation of transcription by RNA polymerase II
Molecular function (GO): DNA-binding transcription factor activity, RNA polymerase II-specific; RNA polymerase II cis-regulatory region sequence-specific DNA binding
Source: RefSeq, a predicted model, not a curated record
UGCCGAUCAGAAUGGCGAACAUCAGAGAUUUUGUAAAUGUUUGAUCGCGUGAGUAAUAUCACCCAAUUACUUUCAAUUUCUGACUGGAAUUAUGACAAUAUAAAAACAAGAUUCAUGAUGAACUUCACACCGUUUGGAGGUCAUUUCCCUACAGCUAUCCCCACAAUACAUCAAUUCGCAGCAAAGUUUUCUCAGGAAAACACUUCCAGUACCCUAUGCCCAACUCAGGAGAACAAUAGCAAUAGAUAUACUGCAAAUGGAGUACCUUCUUUUACCCAGCACCAUCCUCCUACUCAACAACAAAUGAUCAACACCAGUAAAUAUCAAACGAAUUAUAUGAACCAGUCAAUAUAUGGCCACCAAAGCAGCGUUCGACAAGAAAAACGACAGGGUUAUGAGCACCAAGAGCUGGCUCAGGAAUUAUGUGCCGCUAUGCUACAACAAAACCAAAACCAGCAACAGGAAAAACAAAACAAUGACAAAAAUAAGACAGAAUCUCAAGAAAAUGAUAGACGCAAUCAACAGAACCAACAACAGCAUCAACAGGUUCAAAAUCAGCAGCAGAACCACACGGCAACCUCGAUGCCUUCCACUUGGCAGUCCUUAGCAACUCCUGGGUCAACAGUCGCUGAUUAUUUGUCCCACCUGCCAGCAUCCACCUUACCUUUGAGUUUACAUCAUUUCCUCAAAUACUCGGCUGAGACGAUAAAAAAAGAAAGUGCCCAACAGCUGAGUCAAAACAAUGAACCCAAUUUGAACCUACUCCACAACAAUCCGUUGAACGUGAACGGUCUGAGUACGAAUUUAAACACGAAUAUAACAACAAACUCCAAUACGUUGGGAACGAGUUCCAUCAAUAAUUUAUCAUCAAUCAACACUGCCCAAGUCCAGUCGAGUCCACCCAAGAAAAAGAAGAAGAAAAAACCCGAAAAGGAGAAGAAACCUAGACCUAAGCCUGGCGAAAUUCGUUUAACGACAGCAUUGGACGGCUCUACGUUGUACUGUUGUCCCGAAUGCCACAUGGCUUAUCCCGAAAAAGAGCUUCUUGAGCAACACUUAGUUGGUCACACUUUAGAGCGCAGAUUUGUCUGUGAUAUUUGUGGCGCAGGAUUAAAACGGAAAGACCACUUGACGAGACACAAGCAGUCGCAUAAUCCUGAAAGACCUUACGUAUGUACGGUGUGUCUCAAGGCCUUUAAGCGCAAAGAACAGUUGACUUUGCAUUUUGUUAUACAUUCGGGAGAAAAAAGGCAUAUUUGUACCGAGUGCGGGAAAGGGUUUUAUCGAAAGGAUCAUUUGAGGAAACACACCAGGUCACAUAUUGCUCGGAGAGUAAAGGCUGAACUCUCUCAACAAGGAAAUACUCAAGCUCUCCAAUUACAAGUUUCGGCACCUACGCCGUCUAGUAAUACAGUCAGUCAAGGUAUACUAUCGUAAUUAUCUCGAACGUUUUUUCUUUUUUAAUGCGAAGUUUAGGAUAUCUGAUGGUUUUGAUUGUUUUAUUGGCUGUGAAAUUAACAAUAAAAUAACGUUUGAGGUUUAGUCUCUACUGGAAAAUUGUUUGGUCGAAUCCAAAUUUGUUGCUGCCGUUGGGCAUCCUAAACUUUAAUGUAUACAGAGUCUUUUUUUAUUCCUAGUCAUUCCAAGGGUAUCAGUUUUCGUCAAGACACUACCUCACUGUAUUUUUAAUUGUGAUAAAAAUUUUAACUCUGUAUAUACAAAAAGAUUAUUUUAUGGUACAAAAUUUGCUUUAAAGGAAUAGUACAAAAAUAGUUGUUAUUUGUUGUUUAUUUUCUGUUUAUUUUUGUAUUUAUUAUUGUUCAGCGUUUAUUUAUGCAGCAAAGUUUAUAUUAUGGUGACUGUAACUUUCGAAAUUAGGGUAUUAAAUUUUGCUGCAAUUUAUUUUUUCUACUUUGUAUAUUAUAGACUUGUUUAAAACUUUAGAUUUAGACGAAAACGAGUAUUAUUUGCCAAUAUAAUGAUAAGCAAUUGAAAGUCUGCCAUUUGUAAAUUUUAGAUUUUCAGGAGAUGAGGCUUUCCAAAUUUGCACUAUUUUAGGCGUAGAAUUUAUUGUGAUUUGCGAACAUAUUGAUAUUAUGUUUAUUAAAUUUAUAUAUUUGGGUACUAUUAAGUAAGGAACGAGUAUAACAAAAAUAUUUUGUAAGGCAGAAAAUUUAUGAAGAGUGUUUAUAUAACGAUAAGCAUGUAUGUAUAUCGAGAAAUAUUUGUAUGGAUUUAAUAUCUAUUUUUAAAAAGAUAGUUUUAACAACAUUCCAGAAUCUGAAAGUUUGUUUUAAACAACUAAGUGUGCUUUCAAAAAGCAAUAAACACAGCGGUAAUUUCAGUAUUCUAAUAUAAAUGUUCAACCCAUAAAAGAUUGGCUCACCAAGCAAAAAUUAAAUUUUUGAUUAAGGUUUCAGCAUAACUAACAUGACUAAUCCGUAUUUUAUGUAUCCAUAGACUAGAACUGUACUACAGAAAUUUUGCUUUUUUUUCGGAAAACAAGUUCUGUUGUAACGUUAACUAACAACUUAUUUCCGAAAGGAAUAUUUUAGUAUACAACACAACAAUAAAAAAUAGUACAAACAUGUAUGCCAUAUAAUCUUAAGCUAAGUCAAAGUACAUGUCUAUACCAAGUGAAAAUAAUUUUAUCAUUAGUAAUUAGUUACAGAAAGAAUUUACACUUUACAUUAUAACUCACUGGACAAUCUCAUUUUAUUCAUUUGGAAGUUUACAUCAGUAAAUGGUUCAGUUAAAAGUGUAAAUACUUUUUUGUACUGCUUGUAGCCCAGAGCUUCCCAUGUAUUUGCUUUAUUAUGUAUGAAGAAUAAAACUUAA